CCUACGCAGUUUGAACACAAAGUAGCUGCAACGCCUUUCGUUCUUGACGAUUUGUAAUAGAUAUUUAGAAAAGCUCCCAGAGGCACAGACUCUUGAGAUGGUAGGAGACAUCCCUGACCCUGCGGGAUGGAGGGUUUGUGUGCGGACACCGGAUCACAGGCGGCUUCAUCCUCUUAUAAAUUAUGUACCUUGUGCAGCUCUUAGUUGCAGGCUGUCCUCUUGACCUCUUUUGACUCUUUCCAUUUGCAGAUUCUUUUCUAGCAGGACCUGAAGGCUUUCGUGUUAUCCUUUGUUCUGACAUUGUUUACCUCUCAAAUGUUUUCCUGUAUUGCUAGGAUAUCGUCCACGCACACACCCCCACCGAUACACAGGCUUUGCUCACCAAGAGCCUUGGUUCGUCCGUGAUGUUUCCAUGAAAAUAUUACGAAAUUGAUUAGAAAAACUUUCGUUCAGGUAUAAAAAGACUCGUUUUAGAUGUUUUAACUUGAAAUUUUGUUUGUAAUUUUCUCGUCUGUGGAAAUAUUAGGGCAAGAUACUCACUUAUACACAAAUCUUUGGGAUGAACAUUUGAAUUCCUUAAUUUUGUUAUUUACAAUGUUACCUGAAAUCGAAUCCCAGAGCCUUGGAAAUUAGAUCUGAAGUAGAAACUGAUCACUUUCUGCCAAUCCCCUUGUGCUCCUGGGCAGGAGGGACUAAAAAGGGAUAUGGAGUUGUUCCUGAAUAAUAAAUCCAGUCUUCAGUAUUUGGGAGACUUGUGAUGAUCUCCUAGAACUAAGUGGUGAGUCCAGAGAAAUUUCAGUUCAUAUCUGAGUUACAUUUUAGAGGGAUGUUGCCUCCAGUUUAAUAUAUAUGUGCAGUUUUAAAGCUUUCUCAUUUCCUGUAUUAGUGGAAUAGAAAAUUUUUAAUACUUGUUUUCCCAAAUGUCUUACUUAAAGGAAUCAACUAGCAAUGUGAUAUUUGUAGAUCCAGGAUUCUUUUUUGUUUUUGUUUUUGUUUUUUUGGUACCGGGGAUCGAAUUCGGGUCCUUGCGCUUGCAAGGCAGGCAGUGGAACCACUAAGCUAAAUCCCGGCCCUAGAUCCAGGAUUCUUAUACGAUCUGGGGACCGGCACAUUAGGUUGGUCUUCAUCGGCCUGGCUGGUGGCUGGUUGCGGACAAGGGGAGCCUGCUGCCCGGGUCAUGGACUGCAGUGAAGAUAGUGAUCCGGGGAGACAGGAACACGGGCAAGACUGCGCUCUGGCACCGGCUGCAGGGCGAGAAGUUUGUGGAAGAGUACAUUCCCACGCAGGAGAUCCAGGUCACCAGCAUCCACUGGAGCUACAAGACCACAGACGACAUAGUGAAAGUGGAAGUCUGGGACGUGGUUGACAAAGGAAAAGGCAAAAAACGAAGUGACGGCUUGAAGACAGAGAACGACCCCCAGGAGGCGGAGUCUGAAAUGGCCCUGGAUGCCGAGUUCCUGGAUGUGUACAAGAACUGUAACGGGGUGGUCAUGAUGUUUGAUAUCACCAAGCAGUGGACGUUCAGCUAUGUCCUCCGGGAGCUUCCCAAAGUGCCGACCCAUGUGCCGGUGUGCGUGCUGGGGAACUACCGCGACAUGGGCGAGCACCGUGUCAUCCUGCCCGAUGACGUGCGUGACUUCAUCGAACACCUGGACAGACCCCCGGGCUCCUCCUAUUUCCGCUACGCAGAGUCAUCCAUGAAGAACAGCUUUGGCCUGAAGUACCUACACAAGUUCUUCAACAUCCCGUUCCUGCAGCUGCAGCGAGAGACGCUGCUGCGCCAGCUCGAGACCAACCAGUUGGACAUCGACGCCACGCUGGAGGAGCUGUCAGUGCAGCAGGAGACGGAGGACCAGAACUACGGCGUCUUCCUCGAGAUGAUGGAAGCCCGAAGCCGCGGCCACACGACCCCACUGGUUGCCGACGGGCAGAGCCCGUCCUCGGGCUCCCAGUCGCCGAUUGUGCCUCUGAGUGCCAUCUCCACGGGGAGCUCCAGCCCCAGCACGCCCCAGCCUGCCCCCCAGCCGCCACUUGGCGCCUGCCCCCCUGCACCCCCUGCGGAGGCCCCGCCACCCCCCAUCCCCGCCCCAGUGCCGCGGCGUAGCAUCAUCUCCCGGCUGUUUGGGACCUCCCCCGCCGUGGACACAGUGCCCCCUGCUCCAGAGCCGGCCCCAGCAGCGGAGGCACUAGCAAGGGUCCAGGACAUGGAGGAUUUUGUUCCUGAAGAUGGCCUUGACCGAGGCUUCCUGGAGGACGCUGCCCCACCCAAGAACGAGAAGGUUGGAGCCAAGGUCCCACAGCAGGACAGCGACAGCGACGGGGAGGCCCUGGGCGAGAACCCGAUGGUGGCGGGUUUCCAAGACGACGUGGACCCUGAGGAUCAGCCUUGCGGCAGAGCCCCGCUGCCCUCAGGCCCUGUCCCCAGCAAAAACAUCAGUCUCUCCAGUGAGGAGGAGACCGAGGAGGGGCCCGGUCACCCCAGCACGGCUGCCCCAGCUCCUCAGCAGCGCUCAGACCGGGAGACAAAAGGGUUUUCCAUCAAGGCCAUGCAGCCACAGAAAGAGUCAGAGCCCACGAAGGCCACAGUGCCCUCCUGGCCAAGGUCAGGGUCCGAGCGCCCCAGCAGCACCCUGAGUCCCACGGAGGGUUCCUCCAGAAGACCUGCAGAGGGGAGGGAGGACCCGGCCUCGUCGUCAGAGAGUGACCCUGAGGGGCCCGUCGCCGCGCAGAUGCUGUCCUUCGUCAUGGAUGACCCAGACUUCGAGAGCGAAGGCUCCGAUGCACAGCGCAGAGUGGGCGAGCUCCCCGUGAGAGAGGACCCCUCCGACAUGAGCGAUGAGGACUCCAGGCCCGCCCAGCCACCCCAGCCCCCGGCCCCCCGGCCUCCUGUCGCCUCCUUCAGACCAAAGAACGACUCUGACCUCUUUGGUUUGGGGCUGGAAGAGCCGUGCCCAAAGGACAGCAGUGAUGAAGAGAAGGACGCCAGGCCGCCCUCCAAGGCAAGGAAGAAGAAGAAGAAGAAGAGCACAGAGGAGGAAGAAAAGGCUGCAAGGAAGAAGAGCAAACCCAAGAAGAGCAAGGACAGGGAGGAGGCCAAGGAGGAGCGGCGCAAGAAGCGGAAGCCUGCCCGCAGCAAGGAGCAGAAGGCCGCUGAGGAGCUGGAGGCCUUCCUGGGGGGCGGGCCCCCUGCUGGCGGCCACCCCAGGGGCGGGGACUACGAGGAGCUCUAGGCCUGGGGCUGAGAUGCCCACCACCUGCGCCCCGCCACACCUGCACCCGGCCCUGGCCCGCCCUGCAUUGGCUUCCUCUGGAGGAGGACUGGGCUGGGUGCUGCAGGGGCCGGGCUUCAGGCCAGCAUGAGCCUGCUGUGCAGGGAGGAGGGGACAGCCUGGCCUCCCCAGGAAGGCCUCGGCCAGCCCCCGGCGUUUCUCAGGGAUGUCACAGGCCGAGGAAGGACCCACAGGGUCGUUGACAGAGGCAGGGCGUGGGGCUGCCCGGCUCCUCCAAUACCCACCACCCGCCUGCCCCUGCUCACCCUCCUGAGCUGCGUGGGGCCACAGCAUGCCAUGGGCUCUGCUUCUGCCACCAGGCUUGGGCCGCACACUGCAGUCCCGUGCGUGCCCUGGAUGUGGCGGCCCCUGCCCUACAGGGCAUCUGGAGCCCAUGCCAGAUGAGACUGGCAGGAGCAGAGCAGCAGGCACAGCCUCUACUGGGAGCGGGGUUGGGCAGGAGGCGCCUCCUCAACACUCCGCUCGACCAUAAAGCUCUUGGGUUUUA
Molecule: messenger RNA, 3777 nt
Organism: Heterocephalus glaber (naked mole-rat)
Lineage: Eukaryota; Metazoa; Chordata; Mammalia; Rodentia; Bathyergidae
Gene: Rabl6
Product: RAB, member RAS oncogene family like 6
Cellular component (GO): nucleus; cytosol
Molecular function (GO): GTP binding
Source: RefSeq, a predicted model, not a curated record